Drosophila willistoni is the source of this 3225-nucleotide messenger RNA. It is a transcript of the gene Su(var)3-3, whose product is annotated as possible lysine-specific histone demethylase 1. Gene Ontology annotation, biological process: regulation of DNA-templated transcription. The transcript is spliced from 4 exons. Lineage: Eukaryota; Metazoa; Arthropoda; Insecta; Diptera; Drosophilidae. Gene Ontology annotation, molecular function: protein binding; flavin adenine dinucleotide binding; oxidoreductase activity. Bases 214 to 3027 code for a protein of 937 amino acids. Gene Ontology annotation, cellular component: nucleus. The record is from RefSeq and is a predicted model, not a curated record.
GAAAAGUAAAAGAAAAAGGAACAAGCGACGAAGAUAUAAUUUAAAAAUGAGAUCCUUACGAUAUUAAUGUCAAAUGUUAGAAAACUUAAAUCUAGCAACUUAAAGUUGUGUUUCCAGCUGGAUUUAAUUAUUCAUUUUUUUUUUAGUUUUUGGUUAAAGAGACGCGCGGCGGCGGCAUAGUCGACAUUAAGUCUCAAUCCUCCAGUCCUUCAUAUGAAGCCAACAACUCAAGCCGGCGGUGUUGGUGGUGGUGGCGGCGUCGCCGGUGGUGGUUAUAGCUCCGGUGCUGCAGCGGGAAAUGGAGCCGGCACGAGCUCGAGCGUGGCAGCCAAACUUCCAGAACCCAUAGACUAUGUGACUCUGAUCAGUGAUGAUUCGGAUGGCGAACCAUCGCCCAAGCGUACACCGGGAUCUUCGGGUAAACCAAAAUUCGAUGAUGAUUCUAAUGAUGCCACCACACCCAGUACCACAGCGACCAGUGAUGAGCGUCGUACGAGUCGGCGAAAUAAGCCUAAAGUCGACUAUACUAAUACGAAUAAAACAACAACGGGGAAUACAUUAAAUACGACUUCCGAAAAUACGCCCAGUGAAAAAUCAAGUUCCACUACCGCUUCCGCAUCAUCAGCCAGCACCAGCCAAAUGUCUGACAGACGAUCUCAAUCGAAUAAUCAUCAAUCGAGAAAAUCAGAGACUUCUACCACAAAUGGUGGUGGUGGCAAUAGCACCACUACUAGCACCAGCGGCAACGGCGGCACUGGCAAUGGGACAACUGGUGAAUCGGGUCGAGAUAUGGGCACACCCACCGUUUUAGCCGGCCAGGAGGGAGCAGUCUUUCAAUCACGCCUGCCUUUCAGCAAAAUGACCACCAAUGAGGAGGCAUGCUUUCCAGAUAUUAGUGGCUCUGGCAUACUAGGCCACCGUGUGUUCCUCAAUAUACGAAAUAGUCUGCUCCACAUGUGGGUGGACAAUCCGAAGGUCCAACUUACUUUUGACAAUGCUUUGAAGAAUAUUCCGCCUCCCUUUGAUAGUGAACCGAAUUUAGUACGUCGCGUCCACUCGUUUCUCGAGAGACACGGUUUCAUAAAUUUUGGAAUAUUCCGACGUCUGCAGCCAAUACCAAGCAAAAAGUUGGGCAAAGUAAUCGUAAUUGGAGCAGGCAUCUCUGGUCUAGCUGUGGCCCAGCAACUGCAGCAAUUUGGAAUGGAUGUCAUAGUGCUGGAGGCUCGAGAUCGAGUAGGUGGACGCAUUGCCACGUUUCGCAAGAAUAGCUAUAUUGCCGAUCUGGGUGCUAUGGUGGUCACGGGUGUCUACGGUAAUCCAAUGACCAUAUUAAGUAAACAAAUUGGCAUGGAUCUGGUGCCCAUACAGCAAACCUGCCCACUCUACGGUCCCGAUGGCAAACCGGUGCCCAAGGAAAAGGAUGAUGUUAUCGAGAGAGAAUUUAAUCGACUCCUAGAAUCGGCGAGCUAUUUAUCCCAUCGCCUAGACUUUAAUUAUGCCGGCAAUUGUCCAGUCUCGCUGGGCGAUGCACUGGAAUGGAUCAUAAGUAUGCAGGAGAAGCAUGCCAUGCAAAAGCGGGCCAUGCAUAUGCACGAGAUUAUAGCAGCGCAAAACAAGAUCAUUGAACACCGGAAAAAGGUGAAGGCUGUGAAGCAGACAGUAGCCACCCUUCGAUUAGAGCAUAAGGCGUUGCUCCGACAACGUGCUCCCAAAAGUGCGAUCAGCGAUGAUGUCACCUAUGCGCGGCAGGAGUACAACAUAAGAAAUACCCAACUGAAACUAGAGGAUACUCGACAACUAUUAGACGAGCUAAGACAGCAGAGUAAACAGCUAGAAUUAAAACUUUAUGAACUGGAACAAAAUGGUCCUAGUGAUGUCUACUUGUCCUCCCGCGAUCGUCUCAUUCUUGAUUGGCAUUUUGCCAAUCUGGAGUUUGCCAAUGCCACAAGAUUAAAUAAUCUAUCACUUAAACACUGGGACCAAGAUGAUGAUUUCGAAUUCAUUGGCCAUCAUACAACAGUGCGAAAUGGUUAUUCGUGUGUACCUGUUGCGUUAACCGAAAAUCUUGACAUACGUGUGAAUAGUGCAGUAAAAGAGAUCAAAUACGGAAGCCAGGGCGUUGAGAUAGUGGCGGAAAACCUUAAGACCUCCAAUUCACAGAUGACAUAUAAAGCCGAUUUGGUUGUAUGUACUCUAACGCUGGGCGUCCUUAAAGUGGCAGUGGCCCACGAAGAAUCUCAGCAGGGGAAUACAGUGAAAUUUGAUCCACCAUUGCCUGAUUGGAAACAGCAGGCAAUUCGACGUCUGGGUUUUGGUAAUCUCAACAAGGUUGUACUCUGUUUCGAUCGCAUUUUCUGGGAUCCAAAUGCCAAUCUAUUUGGUCAUGUGGGAAGCACGACGGCUAGUCGGGGAGAAUUGUUUCUUUUUUGGAGUAUAAGCUCAACGCCCGUGCUUCUGGCCUUAGUAGCGGGCAUGGCUGCCAAUAUAGUAGAGAGUGUAACGGAUGACAUCAUAAUUGGACGCUGUAUGUCUGUAUUGAAGAACAUUUAUGGUAAUAAUUCGGUGCCACAGCCCAAGGAAACGGUAGUAACACGAUGGCGCAGCGAUCCCUGGGCUCGAGGAUCGUAUAGUUAUGUUUCAGUUGGAUCAUCGGGCAGUGAUUAUGAUCUAUUGGCAGCUCCAGUCAUUCCUAAUGUUGAUCAUCCACAUCCCAGCAAGGAUUCGGAAGGAUUGCCACGCCUAUUCUUUGCAGGAGAGCACACUAUACGCAAUUAUCCGGCCACUGUACAUGGGGCCUAUUUGAGUGGUCUUCGGGAAGCUGGUCGCAUAGCUGAUUAUUAUUUAGGUUAUCCGGAGGGUACACCUUCCGAUAUUGGUUAUUCGGUGGUGGAGGCCGCCAAUUCUGUCUCUGUUGGCAAUGUGGUUAAAUUACGUGACCUCUCGCCCAAUCUCUCCGACUCCACGUCCUCAAAGAAAUCAGAGGAGAACUCCAAUUCAAACACUGCCGACUCUGUGGAGCUUCAAUAAAUACAAAUCGCCCAAAAAAGUAAAGUUUUCAUACUUAGGAUCAAUUAUAAAAGCCAUCUCUGUAGUAAGUUAAGCAUUUCAGGUUUUUGUAAAAAGAGGAUUAAGCUAAAACUCUAGAAUUAAUCAAAACAAACCAUACACUAUUAUUAUAGAUAGUAAUUUACACAAACAAAUAAUGAAUUGUAUAUAUAAAACGUU